AUGAGGAAAGAGGGGGUGCCUGGGUCAUCAUCUAACUUAAAUAAUCUAAAUCAAGAGAAUAAGUCAGUGAACUUGGAGAACCAUCAAGUUGCAGCAACACAGUCAGAUAUUAUGCCCCUCAUUAGCCGGAACUGGAAGCCUAUGGACUCUGCUUCAGAUAACAUGAUAUAUUCACUAGCACAUUGUUCGCAACGAAGUACUUUGCCCAAUAUAUAUGCAGAAUUUUCUCAGAGUCAGACUUCAUGUAAUAUUGUCUCACAAUCAAAUCAGCACCAAUUCCAUAAUCACACAGCACACCCAAAUACUCGGUCACUGUCAGCACAAUUCAAUAUCUCUCAUAGUAAUCAAAUACAGCAGUGGCCUGUACAGCAGAAACAGAAUACUGGUUUUGUUUUGCAGAAACAACAGCAAAAGAAUGGAUAUCAUUUAGAUUCUUCAACAAUGAAGCAUCAUGAACAAUUCAAUGUCCUUAAGCAUCAAGGUCAAAUGACAUCAGAGAAAAGUUUGCAGCAGAUAUCUAAACCUAUGCAGAUGUGGCACUCAUUGGAAACACUGAGUGAUGCAGGGACUAAUGGUGUACCACCAAAUCCUAUGCUAGUUGAUCAGCAGAAGCCGGUAGAACAAUUACAAACUGCAUUUCUUGGGCUUUUGCAAGAAUUAGAGUCCACUUCCCAACUCAUGUUGACAAAUUCCACUGAUUGGGUUAAUCCAGUCUUCAAGCAGUUGUCCUCUCUUCUCCUGAGGAUGGAAGAAUCCACAAAAUAA
This is a messenger RNA of Olea europaea var. sylvestris, 765 nucleotides long. RefSeq lists its product as uncharacterized. NCBI's taxonomy places the organism in Eukaryota, Viridiplantae, Streptophyta, Magnoliopsida, Lamiales, Oleaceae. The coding region runs from base 1 to 765 and encodes 254 amino acids. The record is from RefSeq and is a predicted model, not a curated record. The transcript has 6 exons.